GCCGAGCGUCUGGCGUCGAGGCUACGCCUCACGGCGGCCCUGCGCGCCGUGGUGCGAACCCCGUUUUGUUUCCGUUGUUGCUACCUCCCUACGUGCGGAGCACAGUUCCGUUCAGUAGCAUCCUCAAUCUCAUAGAUUUUGUAUCGAAGGAGGGUACUUUUAUCGCAAGUCGCUACAAAUUGAACAUUCAGAAUGAGCACUCGAGUAUUCGUUGGUGGAUUAACGUACCGGGUGAGAGAGCGCGACCUUGAGAAGUUCUUCCGGAAAUAUGGUAGAAUCAAGGAGGUCGCUAUGAAGAAUGGAUUUGCCUUUGUGUAUGGUAGGGACAAGAGUCUAUGUGGUGGGCUUCCAUACGGCACCAGGGAAAGAGACCUUGAGAGAUUUUUCAGAGGCUACGGUCGGUUCCGUGAUGUCCUCAUCAAGAAUGGUUAUGGCUUUGUUGAAUUCGACGACUAUAGAGAUGCUGACGACGCUGUGUACGAAUUAAACGGAAAAGAACUUUUAGGCGAAAGAAUUACUGUAGAGAGGGCCCGGGGGACACCUAGGGGUAGUGACCAGUGGCGCUAUGGUGACUCCCGUGGUGGUUAUGGGGACUCGAGGCGAUCUGCCCGAGACGAUAUGCGGCACGACAGAGAUAGUGUGAACAGAAACACGAGGACUGCAUCUAGCUACAAGCAAUCAUUGCCCAGAUACGGCCCACCGACACGCACCGAAUAUCGCUUGACUGUGGAAAAUUUAUCAAGUCGUGUCAGCUGGCAGGAUUUGAAGGAUUACAUGAGACAAGCUGGAGAAGUGACAUAUGCUGAUGCUCAUAAGCAACGUAGAAACGAAGGAGUUGUCGAAUUCGCGACAUAUUCCGACUUGAAGAAUGCUAUCGAUAAAUUAGACGACACAGAAUUGAAUGGCCGCAGGAUCAGGCUCAUAGAAGAUAAGAGACGUGGACGUCGUUCAAGAUCCUCUAGCUCGCGAUCGCGGUCCCGAUCUCGAUCUCGAUCACAAGCCGUCGCAGUUCUCGUAGCCACAGCCGUCGUAGCACCCGUUCCAAGUCAAGAGCACACUCGAAGUCCAAGUCCAAGUCUAAAUCCAAAUCCCCCGAGCGUAGUCGUUCACGCUCAAAAUCCAAAUCAAGAGACCGCUCAAAGUCGAAAUCUAAGUCAAAGUCCAAAUCCAGAUCUCGUUCUAGGUCCAAGGCUGAGAGGUCAAAGUCCAGGUCGCAGUCCAAAUCCAAAGCCAAGUCUCCCUCAAAGGAUAGGUCGAGCCGCGAACGUUCCAGAGGUGACAGAUCCCGUUCCCGAUCAGGAAGUAAACACAGCAAGAGCCGUAGUCGCUCUCGUUCGCCUAUGAAUGGUGACAAAUCGCCGGAAAGCAGCAAACAGAAAGCCGACUAAGCAGAGAUAAAAAAAAUCAGCAACUAC
Messenger RNA from Cyphomyrmex costatus, 1415 nucleotides. It is a transcript of the gene B52, whose product is annotated as serine and arginine rich splicing factor B52. The record is from RefSeq and is a predicted model, not a curated record. Gene Ontology annotation, molecular function: mRNA binding. NCBI's taxonomy places the organism in Eukaryota, Metazoa, Arthropoda, Insecta, Hymenoptera, Formicidae. Gene Ontology annotation, cellular component: nucleus; cytoplasm.